Molecule: messenger RNA, 11097 nt
Organism: Oryctolagus cuniculus (rabbit)
Lineage: Eukaryota; Metazoa; Chordata; Mammalia; Lagomorpha; Leporidae
Gene: MAGI2
Product: membrane associated guanylate kinase, WW and PDZ domain containing 2
Biological process (GO): receptor clustering; signal transduction
Cellular component (GO): cell-cell junction; dendrite; cytoplasm
Molecular function (GO): signaling receptor complex adaptor activity; beta-1 adrenergic receptor binding; SMAD binding
Source: RefSeq, a predicted model, not a curated record
UGCCGUUGGUUCACUCUCCAAUGGCGCGGCCAGCGCACCGCGCUGAUCCCGUGGCAGGAACCAGGUGCUCCUCCUGGUCUCCCACGGGGUGCAGGGCCCAAGGACUUGGGCCAUCCUCCACUGCACUCCCGGGCCACAGCAGAGAGCUGGCCUGGAAGAGGGUCAACCGAGACAGAAUCCGGCGCCCCGACCGGAACUAGAACCCGGUGUGCCGGUGCCGCAAGGCGGAGGAUUAGCCUGGUGAGCCGCGGUGCCGGCCCAGUGAUAGCUUUUUAGAAAUUGUAGAAUUUCUACUUUCAGCUUGCCAGGAAAGAAUCACAAAUGUCUCAAGAGAUCAUAUACUACGACUCUAAUAAUAAAGCAAUGUAUAUAGUGUAUGAUUAGUUGAACAGCUGGUGCAAACUUCCUAAUUUAAUCAAACAACAGUAGUUUUGUAAAUUAGAAUGACUGAAAGCUCCAUAAACAUUGUUUAAUAAUAUCACUGACUGGUGUUUUUUCACCUUUAACUGUCUCUGGAGUAGAAGGAAUACAUAGAAAUUUGCUUCUCACUUGUUAAUAGCUACAGUAAUGAUAAUAAAAUGAAUAAUCAGCAUUUAAUGAGUACAUACUUGUUCCAUGCAUUAUAUUCAAUACUACUUGUAGACUCUUUUUUAAAAAAAUAAAGAAUUUAUUUAUUUGUUUGAAAGACAAAGUUACAGAGAAAGAGUGAGAGAGGACAGAAGAGAGAGAAAGUGAGAGAGAGAGAGAGAGAGAGAGAGAUCUACUGUUCACUGGUUCAUCCCUCAAAUGGCCACAAUGACUGAGACUGGGACAGGCCAAAGCUAAGAGCCUCAAAAUCCAUCCAGAUCUCCCACAUGGAUUCACGGGCCUAAGGACUUGGGUCAUCUUCCCCUACUUUCACAGCUGUAUUAGCAGGGAACUGGAUUGGAAGCAGAGCAGCCAGGUAUCAAAACAGUGCCAGCAUGGGAUGCUGAUGUUGUAGGUGGUAACUUAACCUGUUGUGCCACAAUGCAGGCCCCUAAACAUGUUUUCAUUGCAGCCUUAUGGGUCUGGAAACUGAGACAUAGAGAUGUUAGGUGACUCACCUUUGGUCACCUGGCUCAAAAAUGAGAGAGAAAGGUUUCAAAACCAGACAUAGAAAGUACAAUGCCUGAAAUUGAGUCUUUAGCAGUAAGCAAAAAAGAAGACAGCAAAACAGAAUCAUUACUCUUCUGAUAUUAUCAACUACUAAAUUUUGGUUUGCAGAUGAUCUGGGGAAUAAUAUAUGAUAUGAGAUUAUUCAUGGAGCACAGAAUGCCUUGGGUCUUGCAUAUUUAAUUUCUCCAGACUUCCUUUCCUCCGUGGUUAAAUGUUGAUAAUAGUACCUCCUAGAGUUAUUGUGAGAAUUAAAAGAACUAAAUCCUUUAGCACUAAUAUGAGAGCCUUAUAUUAGUCUUAUGAUCCUUGCUGCUGCUGCUGCUGCUAUAAUUCUGGCGCACCUUCACUGUAAACUACAAGAGAGAGAUGAAUUCAUGUGCAGAUGUUAGCAGCGAGUCCAUGAAGCACAGGUGAAGGCGUAGCUGGGCAGGCAAGGGAGAGAGCCCUGCAGGCAGGGGAAGCGAAGGCUACGUGUGCGGAAGGGCUUGUGUGAGUCAGAGACAGCAGCUAAGUUCAGCCUGACAAAACUAUUCGUGCAAGAUGAAGCAAGAAUGAGAUUGUGUAGAAUAUUGUAUGUCAUUUAAUAUUUCAUGGUGUAAAAUGUGUAUAUUCAUCCUAUUUGAUCGUAAGUAUUCCCAAUCUGUUUUGUGAAAAAAUUUUUUCAGUAUAAAGAAGUAUCGAGUUUGGCUUAAUAAUGACUUUUGUAUAUGAUUCUCUGUGUAAAUAUCUUCAUAAACCAAUUUUCAUUACUAAUUUUUCGACUUCCUUUACCUUUUAAGCUUCUAUACAUGUCUGAAGUGUAGGGUUCAAAGCCAGGUAUACAUUCUUCACUGACCAGUGGUGUUUGUUUUAUCAUGUAGAUGAAGACAUAUGUUUAUUCCUCAGCUAUGACUCUUUCUUUUCUUUUUUUUAAGAUUUUAUUUAUUUAUUUGAGAGGCAGAGUUACAGACAGUGAGAGGAAGAGACAGAGAGAAAGGUCUUCCUUCCAUUGGUUCACUCCCUAAAUGGCCGCAACAGCAGGAGCUACGCCAAUCCGAAGCCAGGAGCCAGGUGCUUCUUCCCAGUCUCCCAUGCAGGUGCAAGGUCCCAAGGACUUGGGCCAUCUCCCACUGCUUUCCCAGGCCAUAGCAGAGAGCUGGAUUGGAAAUGGAGUGGCCAGGAUUAGAACCAGUGCCCAUAUGGGAUGCCGGCGCCGCAGGCAGAGGAUUAACCUGCUGCGCCACGGUGCUGCCCCCAGACUCUUUCUUUUCAAGUCACUCACAUCCUCUUGGUCUCCAGGUUCUGUGAAUUCCACUCCUGAAAGCAUCUGGGACUUUUAGUCUCUCUGCCACCGGCCUAUAUGCAAUCCUUCUUAAGCUUCUCUUGCCUGAACUAUUGUUUCUGCAUUGGACCUACUUAGGUGUUUCUGCCCUCCUGUGACUUUCUCAAACCUUCUCUGACCAGAGCCCCUGCAAAGUGAAUAUGGGCCAGGUAGUCACUCUGACUUUGUAAGUGAAAGGAUGUGUGGCAAACUAAGGAAACCAGCCCAACCAAUACAGUCUUUGCCCACCGACUCAAGAAUUGACUGACAAGACCAAAGAAAUUUCUCUUCCUGUUUGGUGAAUACUGCUGUCUCUAAGACAAGACAACCUUGGACACAAUAGGACGCCAUGUUGGAUCAUGCAGAGUAGUUAAGAAGCUGGAUAAGCGUGGGAGACAGACUGAUAGAAGAAGGAGAUAGUACAGCUCCCGGGAGGGAGAGAGAAGGGGAUUCUUUGUUCAUAACAGUCUUUUAGCUGCAGGUCCUGUGAGGCCUGUCAUGGUGGAACUGUGCUUCCUGUGUUUGAGAUAGUAUAUUUUGCAGCAUGAAUGCCUCUUUACUUGGGCUAAUUGAGUUCCGCUUCAUCCAAAUAUCCUCUACAACAGUUUUUAAAAGAUCUUCCUGCUGGUACUUCUUUUCCCAAAGCAGUGAUUACCAACUAUGGCUGUAUUGGAAUCACCUGAGAUUAAAAUACUGCCGGAUUCUAUCUCCAGUCAUUCUGAUUUAAUUGGUCUAGAGGUAUUCUGGAUUUGAUUUAAUACUCAGCUAGGGUUGAAAACCACACAAAACCAGCAUUCCCAAUAUUUUCUGAUAACAAACAUUGCCUGGAGCAGUUGCUAAAUAUUCCUGGACUUCUCCGAUUUAGGGUAGAAUUGGUGUUUUUUUGUUUGUUUGUUUGUUUUUUAAUCACUUAAGGUCAUAUGGAUCAGUAGGAAAGUGUGGGAAACAGUGUUCCUAUUCACCUUUCUCCCUGAUGCCAAAAUAAUCUUUGUGAGCCAUACCAUUUACUAGCCACAGGAACUUCGAUAAUUUGCCAUUGCAGCUGAUAAAAUACGAGUACUUGGGCAGAGCAUUCAAGAUCAAUGUGUUCCAGUCCACCUUUCCAAUCACUCAGGCAUCCAGAGUCCAGCCACACACUGUACACAGUCCCUGUUUGAUUGUACUCUUUGUGUGUUUUUGCCUGCAAUCAUCCUGACUCUGCUUUGUUUCCUAAAAAAAAUGACCCAUUAUUAUAGGCUCAGUUCAAGUGUCAUUUUCUGUAUUUAACUGCUCUGCCUCCCAUUUUUCUCUUCCUGAUUUUCCACAGGACUUUGUACUAAUCUCUAUUGCAUGUUAAUGGUAUAUAUAUCUUGAGUUUCUGAAAGGGUUCAUAUUCCAUUUUAAUUAUCUUGUCCCCCUCAGUGCUGGGUAUAAUGCCCAGCAUGGCAGUGGUGUUCAAUGAAUAAAUGAGUACAUGAGUAAAGAUUAAUUCUACUCUCUGUCAGUACUUUAGUUUGUUCCUUGAGUAGUGAAAGACAUUUUGGAGCACUAGCUGGAGUUAUUUACAGUAACAUUUUUGCUAAUUUAUUUUAAUCUAUUCUUUUUUGCAUUGACCUGUCAUUGGUGAGCUUUAAUAACCCUCUUUAAAUCAAGAUGCUUUGAUUUUAUUUAAAAAAUAGUUGUACAAAGUCCAUAUUCAUCAUGCUUCUUUGUUAGAAUAGCAUAGGACUUGCAAGUUGCUCUACACUAGUGGUUAUGUUCAAGUGUAUAUGUUAUCUGAUAGAGCUCAAGAGGUCUUUCUCAUUCUCUUUCAUUGCCAACAUUUUGCACAUUCAAGGAAAGUGACUCCAAGUCCAAAAAAGAAAGGCCAAAAGGUGAGGUAGAGAAAAAAUUAAAUUAAAGUCUGAAUAAACAAAAAAUAAAGACACCCAAUGCUAGGGGAAAAAAAUAUGACAGAACAGCCAGUUUUGUUUUAAGAAACUGUAAAAUGAAAUCCUGUAUGUUUUCAUCAUAUAAAGUUUUAGUUCUUCCUAAGUUUGCCAAAUUUGAAUUAUUUUUCUGAGGGAAGAUUUUUUUUUAUAACUGUCCUAUGUUUUGGUUUCAAUUUCUAUAGUGCAAGCUGAAGCUAAAUUUGCAGCGAGUUAGCAUAUAACUUAUUUUAAAAGCUUAAAUGGGGUCUUGUCCAUGCAAAGUAAAGAUUUUAAAAAUCUAGGGAGGCUAGGAGGAAAGUAUCAUUAUGUAAUUAGAACUGUGUCUGUGAAACACAUGAAAUCUGUUCUUUUUAAUAAUUUUUUUUAAGAUUUAAAAAAUUAAAACAAGCGAGAGCAGCGCUUCAUCAUUCCUCAUUUCGUGGCCAGUGUGAAGGGUGUGCACCGAGGGGACAUGCGCUGUUUCUGCUGGAGCAUCCUGUCUCAACAUCAGUCCGGAGAGAGCAGAGCGAGAGGCUGUUUGUGCAGGAGUCCGCGAUGUCUCCCUCUGGGGUAGGGAUAGUGAGACUCCAUGGCCGCUCUCCCCACCCCCAGUCCUGUCCCCUUCUGCUGAGGCACCAGCAUCAUCAUGCUCUUGAAAUUCAGUGUCCAUGCAUAGAACUACAGUGGCCGCAGGAGAGGGCUGCUUCUAAUGCUUAUUCUCUCCACACAGGUGUGCAUCCUGCUUCUAGUUGCUUCUCACUCAGCUUUAUAAAGUACUUUUUCAUCUGAGUGCUCAGAAUCGCUGAUGAAGAUCAUCUCAUUUUUUUCUUGCAGUGUUCCUAGGAGCAGACUACGUUUCUCUCCUUUGUACAGUGGUAGAAAUAGAAGAGAGGUGCUCCCUUGGAUGUCAAAACUGCAGCAGAGACUGUGGGGGUGGUGACAAAUGUACUCUUUAAGGACCAGGUCUGAAGAGUGUAAAUGUAUCUGUCACACUGAAUGGGGUUAACUGAAUGGGGUUAACGACUUCUCCCUGCUGCUUUGGUACCCUGGGUGUUCCUACUGUGUGAUCCAGGUACCUGGACAGCUUUCUCUACCAGGCUUGUUUGGUUGAGGGGAGGGGCGGGGAAUAUUUGCUCUACUUCUUGCAUUCAUUUUCUAUUUUUAGACAGACACUGGAGCAGAGAAGGGAAAAGUUAUUUGCCUAGGAGCAAAAAGUUGCUCAUUAUUGAAUCUGGUUCCACAAUAGGGAACUAUUGAUUUCUAUUCAUGCUGUUGGCUCUAGGGUUUUGUCACUCAAUUUUCUAUUUGCAUCAUUGUUAUUGUUACUGUCUUUUAUAAUAGUCCUUAACUUUGGGAUAAUUGAAGUGAAUAACAAAGAAAAGACCAAUUUAGGAAAAGUGUGUAAAAAUGGUAAAAUGAUGGAUACUUUGACCCUGGAAAGAAAAAGAAAAAUAGCAGUCAUACUCACAAGUUUAAAGGAAUUGUUCAGUUGGAUGGUUCUGAAAGGAUACAGCCUUGUUAUUAACGCUGAAAAGUUUAAUUACAUUUCAUUAUACUUUACUAGCUUCAAAGGGGACCAUGAAAGCAAAAACAAAAAUGCUUAAUCUCUAGGAGCUAGAUUUUCCUGCUGCUCUGUAAUGUAAAUAUGUCUGUGUGUGUAUUAAGAUUCACACACUCCAUCCUUUUGACUGGCUUUUAACGGAGAGGUCACCUGACUUCACCUAGAGCCGGCCCCCCGCCCCUUCCCAGAGGAAACCCAAAAGUGAGAGGCAGGCGUGUGCAUAACACAAGUUCUCCUGCUGAGAGAUGUAAAUGACCCAGACUGGGAAUCGGGAAUCCAGGGAGGGUGCUGGUGGGGGGUGGGGAAAGAGCCACGGAGAGCGAGCGUAAGCGAGACCGAGGAGAGAGGAAGAGAGAGAGGAAGUGGGGGAGAGAGGACGAGUGAGAGCGAGGGGGAGAGAGGAGUGUGCUGCAUGCUUCAUCUUUGAGAGGAGGAAAAACAAAAGACCUCAGCGGCAGUUUUGUGUGGCUGUGUCUGGCUCAGAGAGGAAAAUUCUAGACAUCCAUGCUGAAAACAUCCAUCAAGACGCGCAUCUCCUCUGAGCAUGUGUUGGAUCAGUACAGGUGGUUUGAGAAGACACUGACUGAGGACCAUGGAGAGGUGGGCCAGGACGCGCGGCUCGGCGGCUUCCCCUGAGCUCCGCUCCAGGCACCACAAGGCCACAUAAGGAGGGCGAGGUCCCUGGAGUGGACUACAUCUUCAUCACCGUUGAAGAUUUUAUGGAAUUGGAGAAAAGCGGUGCUCUCCUGGAAAGCGGCACUUAUGAAGACAACUACUACGGUACCCCAAAGCCUCCAGCAGAACCAGCACCAUUGUUAUUAAAUGUAACAGACCAGAUACUUCCAGGAGCCACUCCAAGUGCUGAAGGCAAACGGAAGAGGAAUAAAUCAGUGAGCAACAUGGAGAAAGCAAGUGUAGAGCCUCCCGAGGAGGAAGAGGAAGAGAGGCCUGUGGUCAAUGGAAAUGGAGUAGUGGUAACACCAGAAUCCAGUGAACAGGAAGACAAGAGUGCAGGUGCCUCAGGGGAGACCCCCUCCCAGCCUUAUCCUGCGCCAGUGUACAGUCAGCCUGAGGAGCUGAAGGAGCACAUGGAGGAUACAAAGCCAACCAAGCCUGAAGAGAGUGAGGACUCGGACCCAUUGCCUGAUAACUGGGAAAUGGCCUACACAGAGAAGGGCGAAGUCUACUUCAUUGACCAUAACACAAAGACAACAUCAUGGCUGGAUCCACGACUUGCGAAAAAGGCUAAGCCUCCAGAAGAGUGCAAAGGAAAUGAGCUUCCAUAUGGCUGGGAAAAAAUCGAUGAUCCCAUAUAUGGCACUUAUUAUGUUGACCACAUAAAUAGAAGGACACAGUUUGAAAACCCUGUCCUGGAAGCAAAAAGGAAGCUACAGCAGCAGCAUAACAUGCCCCACACAGAACUUGGACCAAAGCCUCUGCAGGCCCCAGGUUUCCGAGUAGACAGCUCCUCAUCGACAUUACCUAGGCCCAAAUCCAUCCGCCCACAUGCUGCCCGGGAGAGGUCUCGCAGUGUGAAUGACUUGUCCUCCUUUCGUCGCUACCCUGCAGGGAGACCCUGGCCCUUUGAAAAGCCACUCUUCACCCGGGAUGCCUCCCAGUUGAAGGGAACAUUCCUGAGCACCACCCUAAAAAAGAGCAACAUGGGGUUUGGAUUUACCAUCAUUGGCGGUGAUGAGCCUGAUGAGUUUCUGCAGGUGAAAAGUGUGAUUCCAGACGGGCCUGCUGCACAGGAUGGAAAAAUGGAAACAGGUGAUGUCAUUGUCUAUAUUAACGAAGUUUGUGUCCUUGGGCACACUCAUGCGGAUGUUGUCAAACUUUUCCAGUCUGUUCCUAUUGGUCAGAGUGUCAACCUGGUGUUGUGUCGUGGCUACCCUUUGCCCUUUGACCCUGAGGAUCCUGCUAACAGCUUGGUGCCACCCCUUGCAAUAAUGGAGAGGCCACCUCCAGUGAUGGUCAAUGGAAGACAUAACUAUGAAACAUAUUUGGAAUACAUUUCUCGGACCUCACAGUCAGUUCCAGAUAUAACAGAUCGGCCGCCUCAAUCUUUGCACUCCAUGCCAGCUGACGGUCAGCUAGAUGGCACGUAUCCACCACCCGUCCAUGAUGACAAUGUGUCUAUGGCUUCGUCUGGGGCCACCCAAGCUGAACUUAUGACCUUAACCAUUGUGAAAGGUGCCCAGGGCUUUGGCUUCACUAUUGCUGACAGUCCUACAGGACAGCGGGUGAAACAAAUACUGGACAUUCAGGGAUGCCCUGGACUGUGUGAAGGCGACCUCAUUGUCGAGAUCAACCAGCAGAAUGUACAGAACCUGAGCCAUACAGAAGUAGUGGAUAUACUGAAGGACUGCCCCGUUGGAAGCGAGACUUCCUUGAUCAUCCAUCGAGGAGGUUUCUUUUCUCCAUGGAAAACUCCAAAGCCUAUACCAGACCGAUGGGAGAAUCAAGGCAGUCCUCAGACGAGUCUAUCUGCUCCUGCCGGCCCACAGAACCUGCCCUUCCCACCCGCACUUCACAGGAGCUCCUUCCCUGACUCAGCAGAGGCCUUUGACCCGCGGAAGCCUGACCCCUAUGAGCUCUACGAGAAAUCUAGAGCCAUUUAUGAAAGUAGGCAACAAGUGCCACCCAGGACCAGUUUUCGAAUGGAUUCCUCUGGUCCAGAUUAUAAGGAACUAGAUGUUCACCUUCGGAGGAUGGAGUCUGGAUUUGGCUUCAGAAUCCUUGGAGGAGAUGAGCCCGGUCAGCCUAUUUUGAUUGGCGCUGUCAUUGCCAUGGGCUCGGCAGACAGAGACGGCCGCCUGCACCCAGGGGACGAGCUUGUCUAUGUGGAUGGGAUUCCAGUGGCUGGCAAGACCCACCGCUAUGUCAUCGACCUCAUGCACCACGCGGCCCGCAACGGGCAGGUUAACCUCACUGUGAGAAGAAAGGUGCUAUGUGGAGGCGAACCCUGUCCCGAGAAUGGGAGGAGUCCAGGCUCUGUGUCAACCCAUCACAGCUCUCCACGCAGUGACUACACAACCUACGCCAACAGCAACCACGCAGCCUCCAGCAGCAACGCCUCUCCCCCCGAAGGCUUCGCCUCCCACAGCCUGCAGACCAGCGACGUGGUCAUUCACCGCAAGGAGAACGAGGGAUUCGGCUUUGUCAUCAUCAGCUCCCUGAACAGGCCCGAGUCCGGAUCCACUAUUACUGUGCCCCAUAAAAUAGGCCGCAUCAUUGAUGGGAGUCCUGCAGAUCGCUGUGCAAAACUGAAAGUGGGAGACCGGAUCUUAGCCGUGAACGGCCAGUCCAUCAUCAGCAUGCCUCACGCUGACAUCGUGAAGCUCAUCAAGGACGCAGGUCUUAGUGUCACCCUUCGCAUCAUUCCUCAGGAGGAGCUCAACAGCCCGGCCUCGGCACCCAGCUCAGAGAAGCAGAGCCCCUCGGCCCAGCAGCACAGCCCCUCGGCCCAGCCAAGCCCAGCCACCCCCAACAGUCCCGUCGCCCAGCCAGCUCCUCCUCAGCCACUGCAGCUGCAAGGACAUGAAAGCAGUUACAGAUCGGAAGUCAAAGCAAGGCAAGAUGUGAAACCAGACAUCCGACAGCCUCCAUUCACAGACUACAGGCAGCCACCCCUGGACUACAGGCAACCCCCAGGAGGGGACUUCCAGCAGCCCCCGCCCGUGGAGUACAGACAGCCUCCCCUGCUGGACUACAGGCAGCACUCCCCUGACACGAGGCAGUACCCUCUGUCAGACUACAGGCAGCCCCAGGAUUUUGACUAUUUCACUGUGGACAUGGAGAAAGGAGCCAAAGGAUUUGGAUUCAGCAUUCGUGGAGGAAGGGAAUACAAGAUGGAUUUGUACGUGCUGAGAUUGGCAGAAGAUGGGCCAGCAAUAAGGAAUGGAAGGAUGAGGGUAGGAGAUCAAAUCAUUGAGAUCAAUGGGGAAAGCACAAGGGACAUGACACACGCCCGGGCCAUAGAGCUCAUCAAAUCCGGAGGAAGAAGAGUGAGGCUGCUGCUCAAGCGAGGCACGGGGCAGGUCCCGGAGUAUGACGAACCCAGCGCCUGGAGUGCUGCCGCUGCCGCCGCCCCAGGUCUGCCGCAAGUAGGCGUCUCCCUGGAAGACAUCCUCUCUCCAUUCUCUCCAUCACAUCCAGCCCCACCCUCCGACCCUUCCCUCCAGAUAGGCCCAGACCCCACUUGGGAUAUCAAAAGGGAACACGACGUUAGGAAACCAAAGGAGCUUUCAGCCGGCGGCCAGAAGAAGCAGCGCCUCGGGGAGCAGAGGGAGCGCUCGGCGAGCCCUCAGCGGGCCGCGCGGCCGAGGCUCGAGGAGGCGCCCGGCGGCCAGGGGCGGCCCGAGGCCGGCAGGCCCGCCUCGGAGGCCAGGGCGCCCGGGCCCGCGGCGGCGGACGCGGCGGACGCGACGCGGGCGGGCGGGCAGGAGGGUCCCCGCGCCGCGGCGGCCCCGGAGCCCGGCCGGCGCGAGGGUCCCGGGGCGGCGGCCGCGUUCGGCGGCGUGGGCGGCGUGAGCGCGCGGGAGGCCGAGGCCAGGGCGGGCGCGCGCGCGGGUUCCCGGCCGGGCCCGCGGCCGCCGGGGGUCGCCCCCGCGCGCAAGGCCUCGGUGGCGCCGGGGCCGUGGCGGGUGCCGGGCUCCGACAAGCUGCCGGGCGUGCUGAAGCCCGGCGCCUCGGCCGCCGGCAGAUGAGCGGCGCGGCCGGCCGCCUCCACACGCAAGGCCACGCUUCCGAGGCUCCGUCUCGACGGCGUUUUAAUUUAUUGUCCCUUUCACACACCGCGUUAGAUGCACGAGGCCACCCGGGCCUGGGAGCACCGGCCCGCAGCCCCCGCGUGUCCGCCGAGCGCGGGCGGACGGAACUGAUCUUAAAAGACCCCCACCCGGGUCCGCGGCGGGGGGCCCGGGCAGCUACGGAAGAACCAAAACACAACGCGGAGAGGCAGUGCAGUGUAGCUUUAGCUUAACGAAGAGAGAAAAAAAAAUACAAUAAAACUCCCCCCACUGCAUGAAGGAUUUGGAUGUCAUCCAAACUUUAGAUCAAGAAACUGGACACGUUAAGAGCAAUCACAAACUGGAAUUUCGCCUUAAAAACAAAUAUCAAACUGCACGGAGCAAGCGGAAACUGAGACGAGAUUAUAUCUUUUAAUUGAUCUAAAGCGUUGUAAAUAAAUUGUUCUUGACGUAUCUGGA